Molecule: messenger RNA, 1455 nt
Organism: Hyphopichia burtonii NRRL Y-1933
Lineage: Eukaryota; Fungi; Ascomycota; Pichiomycetes; Serinales; Debaryomycetaceae
Gene: KGD2
Product: alpha-ketoglutarate dehydrogenase
Exons: 1
Coding region: 60-1400 (446 amino acids)
Biological process (GO): tricarboxylic acid cycle
Cellular component (GO): oxoglutarate dehydrogenase complex
Molecular function (GO): dihydrolipoyllysine-residue succinyltransferase activity
Source: RefSeq, a predicted model, not a curated record
UUCUAAUCCAUAGACUAAGUAAUUGGAGCAAGAUCCAUCAAGUCCAUUGCACAAACAAGAUGUUAUCUAGAAGUAUUAGAUCAACUAGUCGUGGUUUACCCCGUUUAAGUAAGAAUGGGUUAAAUGCUAAACCAAUGAUUAAUUUAAAUUUAAAAAUUGCAUCAAUUAAUUCAAGUAGAUCAUUAUCAUUUUCCAACAGACCGGUUAAUAACUUUAGUAUGAUUAAUUUACAACAAAGACGUUUGGCUUCUCAAAGUGUUAAAGUUCCCGAAAUGGCUGAAUCUAUUACUGAAGGUACUUUAUCAGCUUUUAGUAAAGAAGUCGGUGAAUUUGUUAGUCAAGAUGAAACCAUUGCUACCAUUGAAACUGAUAAGAUUGAUGUUGAAGUCAAUGCUCCAGUUAGUGGUACUAUUACUGAAUUCUUGGUUAAUGUUGAAGAUACUGUUGAAGUUGGUCAAGAAAUUAUUAAGAUAGAAGAAGGUGAUGCUCCUGCCGGUGGUGCUGCUCCAAAGAAGGAAGAACCAAAGGAAGAACCAAAGGAAGAAUCAAAGAAGGAAGAACCAAAGAAGGAAGAACCAAAGAAAGAAGAACCAAAGAAGGAAGAACCAAAGAAAGAACAACCAAAGAAAGAACAACCAAAGAAAGAACAACCAAAAGAAACUAAACAAGAAUCAACCCCAAGCUUCACCAAUUUCUCUAGAAAUGAAGAACGUGUUAAAAUGAACAGAAUGAGAUUAAGAAUUGCUGAACGUUUGAAGGAAUCUCAAAAUACCGCUGCUUCCUUAACUACUUUUAAUGAAGUUGAUAUGUCUAAUUUAAUGGAUAUGAGAAAAUUAUAUAAAGAUGAAAUGUUAGAAGCUACCGGUAUUAAAUUAGGUUUUAUGGGUGCUUUUGCCAAAGCAUCUACUUUAGCUGCUAAAACCAUUCCUGCAGUUAAUGCUAGUAUCGAAAAUAACGAUACCAUGGUUUUCAGAGAUUAUACUGAUAUUUCUGUUGCUGUUGCCACUCCAAAAGGUUUAGUUACUCCAGUUGUUAGAAAUGCUGAAUCCUUAUCAAUCUUGGGUAUUGAAAAAGAAAUUUCUAACUUGGGUAAAAAAGCUAGAGAUGGUAAAUUAACUUUAGAAGAUAUGACCGGUGGUACUUUCACCAUUUCAAAUGGUGGUGUUUUCGGUUCCUUAUACGGUACUCCAAUCAUUAACUUACCUCAAACCGCUGUUUUAGGUUUACAUGGUGUUAAACAAAGACCAGUCACUGUUAAUGGUGAAAUUGUUUCAAGACCAAUGAUGUACAUGGCUUUAACUUAUGAUCACAGAGUCUUGGACGGUCGUGAAGCUGUUACCUUCUUGAAAACCGUUAAAGAAUUAAUCGAAGAUCCAAGAAAGAUGUUAUUAUUACAAUAGAUUCUUUGAUAUCCGAUUUUGAAUCUCUAUUUAUAAUAUAAAAAAUUUUUUGUUA